CAAAGUGAGGCCGGGACAUGGCCAUCGCUGCGGCUUCUCCCAUGAGAAACCCCGAGCAAUGGUCGAUGUGGAGACGGAGCGUGUUCAAGUUCCCUCCGACGGAUCUCAGUUCAUACCCGCCGCCGAACUAUAUCAACCCUCAGGAGCGAGGGAUUGAACUUUACAUCGUCAACUCAACAGCGUUCACGAUCACACUCGUAUGCGCCUCGGUGCGACUGUACACGCGAAUAUGGGUUCGCAAGUACUUCGGCCUGGACGACAUGUUCCUGGCGCUUGCGCUUGUUGGCGCCGUCGGAGUCACCACCUGUAUCGUGCUGGGCAGUCACCUGUACUACUGGAACCGGCAUUCAUGGGACAUUCCCCUGGACUCGGUCGAGGUGUCUGGGAAGGUUCUUUUCGCCAUUAAGAUUCUCUGGUACUUCACCUCGAACUGCGUACGAGCUUCCAUCUUGAGUCUCUACUAUCGCCUUGUGAACCACCUUGGGCUGGACAAGUAUCGCUGGGUUCUCCACGCAAACAGUGCCUUUCUCCUCGGCCUGUUCCUCGCACAGGAGGCCACCUCUGUUUUUGGCUGCUGGCCAGUAAAGGCAUUGUGGGCAUUCCCUCCAAUUCCUGAGGCGAAGUGCAGCAAUCUCGGUGCCACCGCUAUGAUUGUGGGAAUUCUGAACUCAUUUUCAGAGGCUGUGUUGGCCGUGCUGCCGCUCCCUGUCAUCUUCUCCUUGAACAUGAGCCGUAGACAGCGUCAAGCAGUCGCGGGAAUUCUAUGCGGAGGCUUCCUCGUUGUUGCUGUCGGUUGCGUGAGGUUGUAUUAUCUCUGGCUAAUGGUUACGAGCGGGGACCCUACGUGGUGGUCACAACCUCAUUGGAUAUGCUCUGAGUUUGAGAUGGACGUGGCGAUCAUAUGUGCCUGUACUCCGGCUAUUCUCUCGCUGGUCAAACAUAAUCGAGCUUCCCGAGCCUCUGAGGCCAGCAAAGUCAAGCCGAGCCAUCCCACAAGUGAGACUAGCAUUCAAAGCAGUAGUUUGCGGUCAAUCUUCGUCCAGACAAAAGCCCAAGCCUUGGACAGUCAGCUCCCGGCAGAUGCGGACCAGGCCAUGUCGAUCAAGUCAGGGCCAAGCGCGAAAAGGAAUGUCGACAUCGAAGGGAUCAAGACGUCUGGAUUUGGGUAUACCGUGACUAUAACCACAAGUCAUGGUACCAGGGUUCGAAGGCGAUGGGAUGUGCAGAACAGGCAAUGGCAUUAUUUUCCAGAAGAACCAGUCUUGGAUCCUGAAGACUCAUUCCAAGUAUCAAAGUCGGGGACUCGAACACGAUUAUCGAAGGGUUCCGUCAGGCGAAAGCUUCCGUCGUCCAGUCUGCAGGCAAUCAAUGCGACGAGAGCUCCGCUGCAAGUGGCGGCAGAAAGGGGAUCCGAAGCGAGAGAAAGCUUUCAGCUGGGCAGAUUUAGCGAGGAGAGAAGCCGCAGAAGUUCACCUAAGAGCAGGAUGUCGUCGAAGCACGGCAGCAUCGACGUGAUCCCACCGAUGCCAGACAUCCCAGCUUCGCACAGAAGCAAGACGGCCAUCGAGGACAUUCGGCUAGGUAUUCUGCCUUCCCCCAGCUCCGUGGCGUUCGAGGAGACGGACCGGCCGCAAACGUCGCACCGGGCGAGCACCUCGAAGUCGUCGACGUCUAUCCUGCUGCCAACACCCACGGACACUUUGCGCCCGUCCCUGUCUGCUGCUCAGCCUCUGGAUUCAUUUCAGCGUUGGACGUCUGCGUCUCGGUCCCAAGUCGGCCGAGGCCUAGACGGGGGCGGCCUUUUGUCGCUGCGGAAGUCUCUUGACGAUCAGAGCAGCGACGACGAGUUCAGCCUUCCGCUGCAGCAACCGAGCCCCAGAGCGUCGGGUACAUAGCGUUUGGACACUUUCGGGGGGCGCCUGGGAUUGCGGUUCUGCUGGAAUCGCGAAACGACGAUGAACGACGAACACGAGGACAUGUUGGAAUCUUGCUCUCCGCUGACACAAGGGUUGGCUCAAGAGAUACCCCUUACAUGAUGCACGUAAUGUGGCACUUUCUUCAAUGUUCAUAGACUAGGGAUGAGCAAAUUAGC
Molecule: messenger RNA, 2092 nt
Organism: Verruconis gallopava
Lineage: Eukaryota; Fungi; Ascomycota; Dothideomycetes; Venturiales; Sympoventuriaceae
Exons: 7
Coding region: 18-1895 (625 amino acids)
Source: RefSeq, a predicted model, not a curated record